UGUUAACACGGCAAGCGCACAUGUGUCAUAUCGGCUGUUUUGUAUACUAUCUUCAGAUGGUAAGCCGAAUUAUGCUGGAAGUUUAACCUUGCAUUUUGACGAAACACAGAAUAUUUUACACUCUGAAGGCUUAAAAUCAGGAUACAUUGAAUAAAUCAGCAGGAAGAUGGACUUGUCACCUGAACAGAAGAAGAAAAUAAAGAAGACAAAGCUCAGCAAAUCAACUGCAGCCCAAAAACUCCCCAAAGAAGCCAUCUUGAAUAGGAUGUCAAGCGGCAAGAAACGCCCAAAGAGUGAAGCUAAAAUCAAGAAAGAUAAAAUGAAGACUCCGUCCAAGGAUGACUUGGUUGCUAAGAAGUUGUUCUUUCAAGAUGGUAGCAAUGAUGAUGAAGGUGACAAAGAUCUCCUCCAAAGUCCUGUGAAAUCUAAGACUGUGAGUAAAAUGGGAGGUGAAGGUGUUUCAAAAAUGAGCAACUCAACCAAGAAAUUGAGGAGUUCAACCUCAAAAUGGCAGGUUUCCAAAGGAACACCAAGUGUUCAGAAAGAGAAAGCUGUCGAAGAUCAGGAAGAGAAAAUCUUGAGGAAAUCGGGGAGGAAGAAGAAGAAGACGACAACUGAUGAGGAAGUUGAAGUAGAAGAUGUAGAGAUUGAUUUUCCAAUAUUAAAGAGAAAAUCCUUGGGAUUAGAGGAAUUUAAGGCCGCACUUUCUCGUCAGGAAUCUCCCCAGAAGGAACAGAAAGUCGCCAAGGUAAUCAUCGAAAAUGGACAAAAUACAAAGAAGCAGAAGAAAAAGAAAAAGGUUACAGAUGAGACAGUGUCGGGAGAUGAACCCAGCAAAGAAAAUGUUGAAAAGAGCGAAGGAGCUGACAAAGGAAAGAAAAAGAAGAGCAAGAAGAGGGGAAAGAAAAGGAAACGUUCUAAUAGUGAGUCAGGAGAACCACAGGCAAAGAAAGAAAAACCAGGGCGGGAAGGAUUUGCGGUGAGAUGUGGAAACCUGCCUGUCGGAGUCGGCAAAGAAGCCCUUCGGAUGUUCAUCGGAGAAGCAGAUGUCUUUCCUACACAUAUCAUCCUCAAGAGAAAGAAGAAAUCAGCGGCUGGAGAAAAGAAGCAGUUUGUCACAUAUGCAACAAUCAUCUGCAGUACGGCGGAUGAAGCGGAGAAGCUGUGUAGGUUGAAUGGAAUCAGUAUGCCUUCACCGUUGAGAGGCAAGGAUUGUAAGCUUCUUAUUCACAUGCUGAAUGAUGAUAACAGCAAUGAAGAUCCCACCUUCAAGAGGAAACUGUUUGUAAGCAACCUCCAUCCUAAGCUCAAGGAAGAUGAAGUCAUGGCUUUCUUUGAGACCUCUGACUGUAACCCUACCAACGUCAUCCUACCAAAGAAAGGAAACGAUAAAACAUCAAGAGGGUAUGCCUUCGUUUGGCUGACUUCAGGUGGAGAUGUUGACAGAGCUCUGAAGCUCAAGAACCCUACCCUCCGAGACAAAAUCGUCACCAUCGCAAGGUCGCACAGACAUCCUGGCAAGCAGGAACCAUAAAAGACCAACUCUUUCAGACCUUCGGCCCUAUUGACAAUUACAAUGCAGGACCAGUGACAAGUAAGAAAUCAUGAUGUUGAAAGAGACAGAGCAGUGAAGAUGAACCUUCUACUACGCUGAGGGAGGGACCAAGGUUGUACAGACAUCCUACAUCCUAGCAAGCAAGAGCUGUGAUAGAACAAGACUGUCCAAUCAGGAUAAUAAUAAUGAUAAUAAACCAUUCGUAUAUUGCGCAUAUCACAAAAGUAAAUUUAAGUCCCUAUGCACUCAGAAAAAGGAAAAGAAGGGAUAAUAGCAAACAUGAGGGAAGAGAAGAGAAA
Strongylocentrotus purpuratus (purple sea urchin) is the source of this 1854-nucleotide messenger RNA. Its product is annotated as nucleolin-like. The transcript has 6 exons. The coding region runs from base 167 to 1534 and encodes 455 amino acids. Gene Ontology annotation, molecular function: RNA binding. The record is from RefSeq and is a predicted model, not a curated record. NCBI's taxonomy places the organism in Eukaryota, Metazoa, Echinodermata, Echinoidea, Camarodonta, Strongylocentrotidae.